ACCCGAGAGCGAGUUUUGUGUGGAACGUGGCCCCAGCUAAGAUGGCGAGUAUUCAGUUGUAUCACUUCCCCGCAAGCCCGCCAUGUCGUUCUGUCCGCAUGACAGCCAAGGCUCUUGGUGUACAACUUGAGUUAAAACAACUCGAGUACCACAACAAAGGUCAUCUUAGCCCAGAGUUCAUAAAGAUAAAUCCGGACCACACGACCCCAACAAUUGUAGAUGGCGACUUCACGCUGUGGGAGAGCCGCGCCAUCAUGCGCUACCUGGUGGGGAAGUAUGGGGGUGAGGACAACAGCCUGUACCCCCGAGACCUUCAGAAGAGGGCAGAGGUGGACCGGCUCCUGGACUACGAUCUGGGGGUCUUCUACAGAGCCAUGUUGGACGAUGUGAUGAUGCCAUUAAGAUCAAAAACCAAUAGGACAAAAGAACAAGAAGAGAACAUCUUCAAGGCCUUCGAGCGGAUUGAUACACUGGUCAAGGAUAAGAAGUUCCUCACCGGAAAUACCCUCACCAUUGCCGACUUUGCGGUGGUAGUUGGGUUUGCUGCAGGAGUCAUCUAUCCAGGAGAUAUGUCCAAGUACCCCAAUGCCGUGGCUUGGUACAAGAGAAUACAGGAAUUACCAUACUACAAGGAAGUGAAUCAGCCAUUUUAUGAUAUAGUGGAAAAAAUGAAAAAUACACCAGCUGAAAAGCCUACAUAGUACAUUAACAUGUUGAAAUCCAUUUAAGCAUACUGGUGAAAAUGGAAAGAAACCACAAUAAAGUGGAAGCAUUUUUUGCUGCGUCAGUAUUAAAUCAUCCACCUGCACAUCCAAAAUCAUUUGCGCCUUAUAUCUAAUGGCGAUUUUACUGUAUGAAACAAUAAGCUAUACCUAUUGCUUAGAUUAAAAGUUUAUGGAAAUGUUU
This is a messenger RNA of Haliotis rufescens (red abalone), 906 nucleotides long. Its product is annotated as glutathione S-transferase 1-like. Bases 42 to 701 code for a protein of 219 amino acids. Lineage: Eukaryota; Metazoa; Mollusca; Gastropoda; Lepetellida; Haliotidae. The transcript is spliced from 4 exons. Gene Ontology annotation, biological process: glutathione metabolic process. Gene Ontology annotation, molecular function: glutathione transferase activity. The record is from RefSeq and is a predicted model, not a curated record.